AUGAUCUUUCCACGUAAUCUUUUGAAGCCUGUUUUGAAAUCGGGAUGCCGUUUUAACUCUACAUUGGUUUUGGCAGAGCAUAGUGAUAAUUGUCUUUCAAAAAUCACACUUAAUGCUAUUACUGCUGCAAAUAAACUUGGUUCAGAUAUUUCUGUUUUGGUUGCUGGGUCAGAUGUAAAAAAAGUUGCUGAAGAAGUUUCUAAAAUUAAUGGAGUUAAGAAAGUUUUAGUUGCUGAUGAUCCUAAAUUAAAAAAUUUAUUACCGGAACCAGUCGCAGAUGUUAUUGUUGCAGCUCAUAAACAAAAUAAUUAUUCAUCCAUUCUUGCUGGUGCUUCAUCUUUUUCAAGAGGAGUCAUUCCAAGAGUAGGUGGUAUUUUAGACAUAUCUCCGAUUUCAGAAAUUACCGAAGUUCAUUCUGGUGAUACAUUUACUAGACCAAUGUAUGCCGGUAAUGCCAUGGCUAAAGUUAAAAGUAAAGCAUCAGUCAAAUUGAUUACUGUACGUGGAGCUGCUUUUGAAGCUGCACCAAAUACAGGUGGGUCAGGAGUUGUUGAAGAUGCUCCUAAAGCUGAAAUUAAAGAUCAUGGUACAACUUUUGUUUCAAAAGAAAUAGUUAAAUCUGAUCGCCCUGAAUUGACAUCAGCAAAAAUAGUUGUCUCUGGUGGUCGUGGUUUUAAAUCAAAGGAAAACUUUGAACUUGUUUAUAAAUUUGCUGAUGCCCUUAAUGCCGGAGUUGGUGCAUCUCGAGCUGCUGUUGAUGCUGGUUUUUGUCCAAAUGAUCUUCAGGUUGGACAAACAGGAAAAAUAGUAAAUCCAAAUCUUUACAUUUGUUGUGGUAUCAGUGGAGCCAUCCAACAUGUUGCAGGUAUGAAAGACUCAAAAGUAAUUGUUGCUAUUAACACUGACAAAGAAGCUCCCAUUUUCCAAAUAGCAGAUUAUGGACUUGUUGCUGAUGUUUUUAAAGCAGUUCCAGAAUUUAUAGAUGAAGUAAAGAAAACAAAAUAA
Molecule: messenger RNA, 1005 nt
Organism: Strongyloides ratti
Lineage: Eukaryota; Metazoa; Nematoda; Chromadorea; Rhabditida; Strongyloididae
Product: Electron transfer flavoprotein subunit alpha, mitochondrial
Exons: 1
Coding region: 1-1005 (334 amino acids)
Cellular component (GO): mitochondrion
Molecular function (GO): electron transfer activity; flavin adenine dinucleotide binding
Source: RefSeq, a predicted model, not a curated record